Molecule: messenger RNA, 495 nt
Organism: Symbiodinium necroappetens
Lineage: Eukaryota; Dinophyceae; Suessiales; Symbiodiniaceae
Source: the annotation of a GenBank genome assembly
AUGAUCGAGCCGCUCUUCGGAGACCUGGACCCAGGUACAGCUUCCUCCAAAGUCUCCGAAGCUGAGCCACUGCCUCGUGUGGUGCUGCAAGGCAUCUCUGUUGAAGAUGUCAAAGCACGGGACAAAGUGCACUACAACAUGAACAACCAGUGGAUGUACAAGGUGGACCCAGCUGACUCCACGCGCCUCAUCCUGCGCGAAGAUGCGCCGGAGCCGCCGGCUGACUACCGGGAAGGUUUGGAAAAAUGCUCCACACGCCACUGGGUGGAUCAAUUUCGGGGGCACUAUCGUAUCGUGAACGUUCCGCGCAAGCACACGACAUGGAUGAAAGAAGCGUCGCAACUGGCAGUACAGCAGGCUGGCUUCUCGCCCCUUUUCCGGGACGAUCUCGAGGCCGCCGUCGCAGAUACAGCUUGCGGCGACACCUUCCAAUUCUGCGAUCCGUCAAAGCCGAGCAGCUGCUACUUCGUCCGCACGGAGCGAGUGAGCCUCAAG